Messenger RNA from Ornithorhynchus anatinus (platypus), 2439 nucleotides. It is a transcript of the gene KCTD16, whose product is annotated as potassium channel tetramerization domain containing 16. Gene Ontology annotation, biological process: regulation of G protein-coupled receptor signaling pathway; protein homooligomerization. The transcript has 3 exons. Bases 1064 to 2347 code for a protein of 427 amino acids. Gene Ontology annotation, cellular component: presynaptic membrane; postsynaptic membrane. The record is from RefSeq and is a predicted model, not a curated record. Gene Ontology annotation, molecular function: protein binding. NCBI's taxonomy places the organism in Eukaryota, Metazoa, Chordata, Mammalia, Monotremata, Ornithorhynchidae.
CCGGCGCCCUCCCCGUCGGCCCCCACGGCCCGUCGCCGAGUCGCCGAUCGAAGCGGAGAGGUGCCUCUGGUCUCUCGAAGCCAUAUUCCUUUAAGAUGAUGUAAUACUCAUUUCCCUGGAUGGUUUCUUCCCCGCACUGCUGAAACAACGGCAUCCGAACUGCACUGGGAUCCGUGGAACCACCCAGACCGGCGAGCGGCCGGAGCCACGGAGGCAGCCCAGACGGCCGGGCCGGGCCGGUAGCCCGGCUUCACCGGGCGGGGCGACGGACGCCGCGGCCCGACCCUCCCGGCCCCUCUCCGGAAAGGCGGGAACCUGGCCGCCCUUGCCGGCGGGUAGGACGACACCCCGGGGGCCCGCCGGAGCCCGUCCGUCCGCUGGGGCGUCUCUGCCAAUCUUUCAAGUCUGCGCCUCCCCCUCGUUCUGAGGGAUCUUCAUUUUUCCAUCUCGUGCGUCUGUGCGCGCGCGUGUCUGGCGGCGGGGGGCGUGAGGGGGCUUCGUCCGACGUCGUGUUUUUUCCGCCUUUCCUCGUUUCCCCCACCACCGUUAACUUUGCGGGGCGUGCUCCGACUCGCGAUCCGGAGUGGAUUUUUCUAAGGAGACAACUUCUGGCACUUGCCGGCGCGAUUUCUGCUCGUCUCCCGGCUGGGAUCCGCCGGGGACCGGGGCUCCAUGGGGCUACGUAUCCCGAUGGCCGGGCAGAUGGAUUCUCUCUCACGGGACUCGGGUCUCAAACUGUCACCGAGACAGACCCGUGAAUGACUGGUCUCGGCUCGACCUCGCAGUCCGGGCCGGACGGAAGAUAGGAUGUAGACGAGUCGAUCGCAUUUCCCCAAGUGAUCGGACCCUGCCGGUCGGGGCUUAGGCCGCCCUCUCGGGAUCGGCGAUCCCCGCCCCCGGGGACGGUCCCGCUUUUUCGAAAUCUCCCGUUCGCGGAACGCCGGCCGGAGAAGGAGGGGGAGGGCCCCCCCGGGGCCGAGGGGUCGCGAUUUCCGUGCCGACGGCCGAUGCGAGAGAUCGGACCGAGCCCCGCUUGGAUCGCGCCUCCUUCUUUCGAGGGACGAUGGCUCUGAGCGGAAACUGCCGGACCUCUCUCCCCCCCAGGGACCUGGGGAUCCUGCCCGGCUCCUUCCCCGACGUGGUGGAACUGAAUGUGGGGGGCCAGGUUUACUUCACGCGGCAUUCCACCCUGACCGGCGUCCCCCACUCCUUCCUCUGGAAGAUGUUCUCUCCCAAGCGGGACCCGGCCAGCGACCUGGCCAAGGACUGCAAGGGAAGGUACUUCAUCGACCGUGACGGGUUCCUGUUCCGUUACAUCCUGGACUAUCUCAGGGACAAGCAAGUGGUCCUGCCCGACCACUUCCCCGAGCGGGGGAGGCUGAAGAGGGAGGCGGAGUACUUCCAGCUGCCGGAUCUAGUCAGGCUCUUGUCUCCGGAGGAGGUCGGGCAGAGCCCGGACGAUUACUGCCACAGCGAUUUCGAGGAGGGCUCCCAGGGCAGCGACACGCGGCCCUGCGCCCCGUCGGCCCUGCUCCCCGCGGACCGCAGGUGGGGCUUCGUCACCGUCGGCUACCGGGGGUCGUGCCUCGUGGGCCGAGAGAGUCAGGCCGACGCCAAGUUCCGGAGGGUCCCCAGGAUCCUGGUCUGCGGGAGGAUCGCCCUGGCCAAGGAGGUCUUCGGAGAAACUCUGAAUGAGAGCAGAGACCCCGAUCGAGCCCCGGAGAGGUACACCUCCAGGUUCUAUCUCAAGUUCAAGCACCUGGAGAGGGCUUUCGACAUGUUGUCCGAGUGCGGAUUCCACAUGGUGGCCUGUAAUUCCUCCGUCACGGCCUCUCCGGUCAAUCGGUACACCGACGACAGGGUCUGGUCCAGCUACACCGAAUACGUCUUCUACCGGGAACCUUCGAGGUGGUCCUCCUCACACUGCCACUGCUGCUGCAAGAACAUGAAAGGCGAUAAAGGUGGGGAGAGCGGCACCUCAUGCAACGAGCUCUCCACCUCCAGCUGCGACAGCCAGUCGGAAGCCAGCUCCCCGCAGGAGACGGUCAUCUGCGGUCCCGUGACCCGCCAGUCCAACAUUCAGACUCUGGACAGGCCCUCCAAGAAGGGUCCCGUGCAGCUGGUCCAGCAGUCCGAGAUGCGGCGGAAAAGCGACCUCCUUCGGACUCUGACCACGGGCUCCCGGGAGUCCAACGUGAGCAAAAAAAAAUCCGCCAAGGAAAAGCUGUCCAUCGAGGAGGAGCUGGAGAAGUGCAUCCAGGAUUUUCUCAAGAUCAAAAUCCCCGACAGGUUCCCCGAGCGGAAGCACCCUUGGCAGUCGGAACUCUUACGGAAGUACCAUCUAUAGGAGCGGGGCGGGGUGGGAUGGGGCGGGGGGCGGCGCUCGGCCGCCUUAUUGCCGUGUCCAAAUAAACGACCGCGAUGGGGAGAUGCAUCUUU